Messenger RNA from Phanerochaete carnosa HHB-10118-sp, 558 nucleotides. RefSeq lists its product as uncharacterized. Lineage: Eukaryota; Fungi; Basidiomycota; Agaricomycetes; Polyporales; Phanerochaetaceae. The annotation marks the transcript as partial. The record is from RefSeq and is a predicted model, not a curated record. The transcript has a single exon.
AUGUCUACGCAAUCUUCAGGACUGGCUGGCACCAGUCCGCGAAAGCGUAUCCUUGCGCCAACACCUGUGAAGAUCGUGAAGACCACCAAACGCCUUUAUCCUGCUGGGGACCUGGGACUUCCUUCACGAGAGGAGUGCGAGGAAGUUAUCAACGAGUACCUGCAGUCCCUUAGCAUUCGCAAACGGGAGAAAGCCUUGAUAACGCAGGAGAUGUUCGACGACAUCUGGGACGUCCUCCAGGAGCCAACAGCGAGGAUACGCACGCCGCAGUUUCGUUUUUGGGUACGCAAGAUGUUCAAGUUGUCUCACUCUCCCGGCGGCUCGAGGGAUGCUCCCUAUGUUCCGGACGACUCCGACAUGGUCCCUGUUAUCCUACACGAAGGUCGCCCUGUCGCAGUCAAGGAGCAGAUCCAUGACAUCCUCUGUUUCUAUCAUCUGGCAUCUGGACAUGGUGGACGCGAUAAAACUAUGGCCGAAGUCCGCGACAACUAUUCUUGGGUCCCCAAGGAGCUAGUCUCGCGCUUUGUCAAGGCGUGCCCUACGUGUUCGUCGAGGCGA